UAGACUACGUUAGAGUGGUAACCAAGUAAGCUUUCUGAAACUCCUAGAAUAAGCUUCUGAAGCUCCAGAAAUUUCGUCUUUCCAUAUUUAAACUUCCCAUUCCCAUUUCCCAACUCAAAUCCAUAUCCAAUAGUUUAAGGAAAAAAAAAUCAGAACCAAAAAUGUUCUUCUUCUUCGUUGGAGGCGUGAAUCAGCAGGUAAGACAAGUGCUGAAGAGCGGAGUAGGGAGGUGUAUAGCAUGCGGUUCACGCGCCGAUCUUGUGGAGUACGAAAAGGUUUUGAAUCUUUUCUUCAUACCCGUCAAGCGAUGGCCGGGGAAAGAGCCUGUCAUGUACUGCGACGAUUGCAAGCUCUUCUUCCCUCAGUCAAUCUCCCCUCCGUCACCGCCGCCGUCGCCGUCGGUGGCGGAGACGCGGCUGCCUUCGGUUACUGAUGCGUUGAAGUGUCACUAUUGUUCUCGAGAGGUUGACGCUGACUUCCGAUUUUGCCCCUUCUGUGGGUCCGCCCUGUGAUAUCUGAAUUUCAUUUUCAGGAUUUUGUAAUUUUUUGCAACUUUUUGUUUUUUUUAUUGUGUAUAUAUAUUUUUUGUUUUUAGGGUUUGAUUUUGUGUAGGUAGGGAAAUUUUGUUGUAGCUUAUGUAAAAAUAGUUGGUUCUUAA
Molecule: messenger RNA, 658 nt
Organism: Coffea eugenioides
Lineage: Eukaryota; Viridiplantae; Streptophyta; Magnoliopsida; Gentianales; Rubiaceae
Exons: 1
Coding region: 162-512 (116 amino acids)
Source: RefSeq, a predicted model, not a curated record